AUGUGUCAGGGCGGUAGAGAGCAGCAGGCUGGCCUUCUUCGGAGCCGUCCUGAGGAAGAGCCCGAUGGGGUAAGCUGUGGGGCAAGCGGCGCAGCCCCCCGAGAUGGCACCGUAAGCCCAAUAUCAGAUCCUCCUAGCAGAGGAGGGAACCAAAGCUUGGACGGAACACAGUACCAUCCCGCUGAGGCUCCAAGAACACGAGAUGGGAGAGUGCGCUGGACAGAGGAGGAAAAUAUUCUUAUAAUGCGCACUCAUUUCAUUGCUCAAGAACUGCAACAGACAACUGGGAGAACAUACCGUGAAAUUCUGACAACCAUCUGGAACGAGAUCAAGCCAGAAAGACAAUCGUACCCAAACCUCCUCUCGAACAGAGUCAGGCGGAUGCUCGAAAGUGGAAAAUUCUCCAGAGUAGAAUUGAAUAAUAUCGAGCGGAGCACGAGACCUUUUGCCCCGGUUCCAGAGGAUGAGGACCAAAACACUGAAUGUUCACCAUCAGAAACACUCACACACCAAGAAACUGAUGUAAAUAAUGAAACAAGCCAGAAACGUAGCAAAAUCCAACAAAUCUUCGAGAGUAACUUACAAAUGUACACAAGAAUUUCUCCUCAAGAAAGACCACAAAUACCGAGAUUAAAGGGCUCACGUAAAAUCCUUGAAAGUGUACAGAGUGUCAAUGAUAUAAUAGGAACCAUCCUCAGCAGCCAAUCCAAUCUGGAAGAAACCACAGAUUAUGUAUACGCUGGAGCAAUCACCGUCUGUGAAGUGAACAAAAUACGACUCAGAAGUACAGAACCAACGCCGAGAAGAGAGACAACACCACCCUGGAAAAUACGACUGGAGACAAAAAUAAAGAACAUCAGAAAAAAAAUUGGCAAACUGCAUACUUACCUGCAAACAGACUCACCAACGAGAAAACUUCUCAAAUCCAUUCACCGCAUAUCAUCGGAGAUCCACAUUCAGGAAGAGGCGUAA
Harmonia axyridis is the source of this 972-nucleotide messenger RNA. RefSeq lists its product as uncharacterized. The coding region runs from base 1 to 972 and encodes 323 amino acids. The record is from RefSeq and is a predicted model, not a curated record. Lineage: Eukaryota; Metazoa; Arthropoda; Insecta; Coleoptera; Coccinellidae. The transcript has a single exon.